GAGAGAUGGAAGUAAGCCAAGAAGCUAAGGUAAUGGAGAGCAAAGGGAGAUUUAGGAGGAUAUGUGUCUUCUGUGGGAGCAAGUCAGGCAACAAAAAGUCCUUUGCUGAAGCAGCUGUUGAGCUUGGAAAGCAAUUGGUGGAGAAAAAUAUAGACCUUGUUUAUGGUGGCGGAAGUGUAGGCCUGAUGGGUUCGAUAUCCAGGACUGUGUUUGAUGGCGGCUGCAGUGUUCUUGGAAUCAUUCCGACUGCUCUCCUGCCAAAUGAGAUAUCAGAGGAGACUUACGGGGAGGUGAUCAAGGUAGCAGAUAUGCACGAGAGGAAGUCAGAAAUGGCUAAGCAUGCCGAUGCCUUCAUAGCCCUGCCAGGUGGCUAUGGAACCAUGGAGGAACUCAUGGAGAUAAUAGCUUAUGCUCAACUUAAGAUCCAUGACAAACCAGUAGGAUUGCUCAAUGUGGAUGGAUACUAUGAUGACUUACUCACACUGUUCGACAAGGGAGUGGAUCAAGGGUUCAUAGACGACCAUGCAAGGCAAAUUGUUAUUGCAGGAGAGACAGCAGUGGAGCUUCUUGAGAAAAUGGAGGGGUACGUACCAGCCAGCAGUUCAUGAGAGGGUUGAGCCGGAAAUGGCUGAGCAAGUGGCCCAGUUGGUGAUGAAGCAGAGGCUACAAGUGUAUAUCAGUCUCAACAUCAAUUAUUAGGGUUCAUAUAUAUAUAAAUAUAUAUAUGUGUGUGGUACUGCCUAGCCCUCCUAUUUCCAAUGAUUGUUGUACUGAGAAGUAGUGACAAAGGCAGUUUGGUUGCCUUUGAAGGGGGAUUAAUUAUGAGCAUCAACUUGUUUAAGCAAUGAAGAAAUUGAUCUGAUCUAUUCUUCUUUUCUUAA
Molecule: messenger RNA, 881 nt
Organism: Zingiber officinale
Lineage: Eukaryota; Viridiplantae; Streptophyta; Magnoliopsida; Zingiberales; Zingiberaceae
Product: cytokinin riboside 5'-monophosphate phosphoribohydrolase LOG1-like
Exons: 6
Coding region: 6-608 (200 amino acids)
Biological process (GO): cytokinin biosynthetic process
Cellular component (GO): nucleus; cytosol
Molecular function (GO): hydrolase activity, hydrolyzing N-glycosyl compounds
Source: RefSeq, a predicted model, not a curated record